AUGAAAAAAAACAAUUUGGAAUGGAGGGCAACAAAUACAGAAUUCAUGCUGGUAGGAUUCCAGCUCAGUGAAGAGAUGGAAUUGCUCCUCUUUGGUAUCUUCUCCCUGUUAUAUGCCUUCAACCUGCUGGCAAAUGGCAUGAUCUUGGGACUCAUUUCCCUAGACCCCAGACUGCACUCCCCCAUGUACUACUUCCUUUUUCAUCUGGCCAUCAUUGACAUAUCCUAUGCUUCCAGCAAUUUGCCCAGUUUGCUGGAAAACCUACUCGCUUCUCAUUUUGAGUUUGGUUCUAUAGAGUGCCUGAUUUUGGUGGUGAUGUCCUAUGACAAGUCCGUGGCAGUCUGCCACCCCCUACAGUACACUGUCAUCAUGAACUGGAGAUUGUGCAUGGUCCUAGCCAUCACUUCCUGGGCAUGUGGAUUUUCCCUGGCUCUAGUACAAGUAAUUCUCUUACUCUUCUGUGGGCCCCAGGAGUUGAACCACUUCUAUGAAAUUUGCUUUGUCCUCAAAUUGGCCUGUGGUGAAACCUAGAUCAACGAAAUAUUCCUCUUUGCUGAUGGUGUGUUUAUCUCAACUGCGCCCCUUUCCCUGAUGCUGGUCUCCUACGUGCGCAUCCUGUGGGCCAUCCUGAAGAUCCAGUCAAAGGAGGGCCGCAAGAAAGCCUUUUCCACCUGCUCCUCCCACCUCUGUGUGGUUGGGUUCUACUUUGGUAUCACCAUGAUGGUUUAUAUGGUCGCCGACAGUAGUCAAUGAGAGGAGCAGCUGAAGAUCCUUUUCCUGUUUUACACUGUCUUCAACCCAUUGCUGAACCCCCUUGUCUACAGUUUAAGGAAUGCUCAAGUGAAGGCUGCCUUCCGCAGAGUAUUGCAGAAAAAGCGGACAAUGUGA
This is a messenger RNA of Lagenorhynchus albirostris (white-beaked dolphin), 888 nucleotides long. RefSeq names its product olfactory receptor 2A2-like. Gene Ontology annotation, biological process: G protein-coupled receptor signaling pathway. Gene Ontology annotation, cellular component: membrane. Gene Ontology annotation, molecular function: G protein-coupled receptor activity; olfactory receptor activity. NCBI's taxonomy places the organism in Eukaryota, Metazoa, Chordata, Mammalia, Artiodactyla, Delphinidae. The record is from RefSeq and is a predicted model, not a curated record.